Molecule: messenger RNA, 1252 nt
Organism: Gadus morhua (Atlantic cod)
Lineage: Eukaryota; Metazoa; Chordata; Actinopteri; Gadiformes; Gadidae
Product: LIM domain-binding protein 1-like
Source: RefSeq, a predicted model, not a curated record
UCCCACUCCGAUGUAUCCGCCCACGUACCUGGAGCCUGGCAUCGGAAGGCACACGCCGUACGGCAACCAGACCGACUACAGAAUAUUUGAGCUCAACAAACGGCUACAGAACUGGACAGAGGAGUGUGAUAACCUCUGGUGGGACGCCUUCACCACAGAGUUCUUUGAAGAUGACGCGAUGCUCACCAUCACCUUCUGCUUGGAGGACGGACCCAAACGCUACACCAUCGGCAGGACGUUGAUCCCGCGGUACUUCCGGAGUAUAUUCGAAGGGGGCGCCACUGAGCUGUACUACGUCCUGAAACACCCCAAGGAGUCGUUCCACAACAACUUCGUGUCCCUGGACUGCGACCAGUGCACCAUGGUCACGCAGAACGGAAAGCCCAUGUUCACACAGGUGUGUGUGGAGGGGCGGCUGUACCUGGAGUUCAUGUUCGACGACAUGAUGCGGAUAAAGACGUGGCACUUCAGCAUCCGGCAGCACCGGGAGCUCAUCCCCCGCAGCAUCCUGGCCAUGCACGCCCAGGACCCUCAGAUGUUGGACCAGCUGUCCAAAAACAUCACGAGAUGUGGCCUGUCCAACUCCACCCUCAACUACCUCCGACUGUGUGUGAUCCUGGAGCCCAUGCAGGAGCUGAUGUCCAGACACAAGACGUACAGCCUCAGCCCCCGGGACUGCCUCAAGACCUGCCUCUUCCAGAAGUGGCAGCGGAUGGUCGCUCCCCCAGCGGAGCCGGCCCGCCAGGCCCCCAACAAGCGGCGGAAGCGUAAGAUGUCGGGCGGCAGCACCAUCAGCGGGGGCGGGACCAACAACAACAGCAACAGCAAGAAGAAGAGCCCCGCCAGCGGGUUCCCGCUGUCCAGCCAGGUCCCGGACGUGAUGGUGGUGGGAGAGCCCACCCUGAUGGGCGGGGAGUUCGGCGACGAGGACGAGCGCCUGAUCACGCGGCUGGAGAACACGCAGUUCGACGCGGCCAACGGGCUGGACGACGAGGACAGCUUCAACAACUCCCCGGCGCUGGGGGCCAACUCGCCCUGGAACAACAAGGCCCCCUCCAGCCAGGAGAGCAAGAGCGACAACCCCACCUCCCAGGCCUCCCAGUAGAGCCCCCCCCCCCCCGCUCUCUCUCUGUCUCUCUCUCUCUCUCUCUCUCUCUCCACGACCCUCCCUCCAGACCCCCCCCCCCUCUCAGCCAUGUGAGCAAGACCCUACUGACCCCAGACAUCACUUAAAGAGCCCAGAUUUAUCAAA